Psammomys obesus (fat sand rat) is the source of this 999-nucleotide messenger RNA. It is a transcript of the gene Btf3l4, whose product is annotated as basic transcription factor 3 like 4. Bases 144 to 620 code for a protein of 158 amino acids. Lineage: Eukaryota; Metazoa; Chordata; Mammalia; Rodentia; Muridae. The transcript is spliced from 6 exons. The record is from RefSeq and is a predicted model, not a curated record.
GCCGCUCCCGCCGCCGCCACCGCCGCCGCCGCCGCCGCCACCGCCGCCGCCGGGGUCUUUCUCUGUCUCGGCCGAGGCGGCCAUCUUGCUCUCGCCGCGUGCUGGCGUCGGAGGACCCUCCCCGCUGCAGAUUUGCCAACAGCAUGAAUCAAGAAAAGUUAGCCAAACUUCAAGCUCAGGUCCGGAUAGGGGGCAAGGGCACAGCUCGCAGGAAGAAGAAGGUGGUACACAGGACAGCUACUGCUGAUGACAAAAAGCUUCAGAGUUCUCUGAAGAAACUGGCUGUGAACAAUAUAGCUGGUAUUGAAGAGGUGAACAUGAUUAAAGACGAUGGAACAGUUAUUCAUUUCAACAAUCCCAAAGUCCAAGCUUCCCUCUCCGCUAACACCUUUGCAAUUACUGGUCAUGCCGAAGCCAAACCAAUCACAGAAAUGCUUCCCGGAAUAUUAAGUCAGCUUGGUGCUGACAGCUUAACGAGCCUUAGAAAGUUAGCGGAACAGUUCCCGAGACAAGUAUUGGACAGUAAAGCACCCAAACCAGAAGACAUUGACGAGGAGGAUGAUGACGUUCCAGAUCUUGUAGAAAAUUUUGAUGAGGCAUCGAAAAAUGAAGCUAACUAAAAUCCUCUGGGUUUUGGAAGCUGGCAUGGACUAGAUUUAACAAUCAGCUCUGUUGUUCCAAAGUUUUACAGACAUGGAGAAACAUCACCUGUUAUUAGUUCAGUAAUAUAAAUAUUUUGUAUAUUAAUAAUGCUGUUUGUUCAGCAUUUCUUGGUCAUUUGAUUUUGCAUUUUGCACUUCUUCCCAGGAUCUAUUCUUUUGGUCAAAAUAUGAAGUAUUGGUGCAGUUUGAGGGUGGUUUUUGGUUUGGGGGGGAACUUUUGGUGUGUAUGUAUAUGUAUGUAUGUGGGUAUGUGUGUACACAGUGGACCACAAGUUGGAUAACAGUUAUAUCUAGCCUAUUCUUUCCUCUAGUAGAAAUAAAACAAAUCUUUACAUUU